Staurois parvus is the source of this 330-nucleotide messenger RNA. The record is from the annotation of a GenBank genome assembly. NCBI's taxonomy places the organism in Eukaryota, Metazoa, Chordata, Amphibia, Anura, Ranidae.
GUGGGCACAGGUGGGUGGCACUGGUGGGCACAGGUGGGUGGCACUGGUGGGCACAGGUGGGUGGGCACAGGUGGGUGGCACUGCUGGGCACAGGUAGGUGGCACUUCUGGGCACAGGUGGGUGCACUGCUGGGCACAGGUGGGUGCACUGCUGGGCACAGGUGGGCAGAACUUGUGGGUGGCACUGCUGGGCACCGAUCAUCAGGGCACUGAUCAUCAGUGCCCUGAUGAUCGAUGCCGAUCCUCGCUCUGACAACUGCCGGUUCUCGGCAGUACUUUCCUCACGAUCUGACAGCGUGAGGAAAGUGCAGCCGAGAACCGGCACUUGCAU